Molecule: messenger RNA, 1631 nt
Organism: Notothenia coriiceps (black rockcod)
Lineage: Eukaryota; Metazoa; Chordata; Actinopteri; Perciformes; Nototheniidae
Gene: ptpdc1a
Product: protein tyrosine phosphatase domain containing 1a
Exons: 5
Biological process (GO): protein dephosphorylation; cilium assembly
Molecular function (GO): protein tyrosine phosphatase activity
Source: RefSeq, a predicted model, not a curated record
UCCCCUAAUAUGUCAUAUUCUCCACUUACAGGAUUACUGACAACUUGCUAGCUAUGGCAAGGCCUUCCACAGAAAUCAUAGAGAAAUAUAAUAUAAUUGAACAGUUUCAAAGGUGUGGAUUGAAGACGGUCAUCAACCUGCAGCGGCCCGGAGAACAUGCCAGCUGUGGAAACCCACUUGAGCAGGAGAGUGCUUUUACUUAUAGACCGGACACCUUCAUGAAGGCAGGCAUUUAUUACUACAACUUCGGCUGGAAGGAUUAUGGUGUGGCCUCUCUGACUACAAUCCUUGACAUGGUAAAAGUAAUGUCAUUUGCAGUCCAAGAGGGGAGAAUGGCUGUCCACUGCCAUGCAGGUCUUGGAAGAACAGGUGUGCUGUUAGCUUGUUACUUGGUUUUUACAUCCCGGAUGAGUGCUGACCAGGCCAUACUGUUUGUGCGAGCCAAGAGACCUAACUCCAUUCAGACAAGAGGCCAGUUGUUGUGCGUCAGGGAGUUUGCCCAGUUCCUUGUUCCUCUCCGAAGCAUCUUCUCCUGCGCAGAACCCAAAGCCAGCGCUGUCACCUUGUCCCAGUACCUUACACGGCAGCGUCACCUGCUGCACGGCUACGAGGCUCGACAGAUGAAGAAUGUGCCAAAGAUCAUCCAGCUGGUGUGUAGGCUCCUUGUUGACAUUGCAGCCAACAGACAGGUGGUGAUGGAGGCGCAGAUCCAUGACCUAACAGCUGAGUUGGAAAAGACCGUGUCCCAGCAGGCCCUUCAGCAGCUCGGCAAGGAGAUGAGAGGGAAAGGGAUUACUGUUCGACCUUGUUCCUCUGUUCCUCUCAGCCCACCUGCUCUGCAUUCCAGACCUUCACCUGAUAAACCUCUGACCAGGGAUAAUGAGCUGCUCCAUCUGCAGGCAUCCCUGUCCAACUACAGGAGCCUCAGUUACAGCGAUUCGGUUCUUGACAAACGUGUACAACAGCAACAGCACUUAGGACCUCUAAAGAGCAACAAACCAAUCAACUGCCGGAUCAAACAUUCCUUGUCUCACAGCAGCCUUACAGUCGGUGUCCCUGCAAGAUUUGAUGACUUUUCUCCUCAGGACAUUAUCAGCAGCAUUCAGGGCUCCAAUAUGGAAGCAAAGCAAGACAAUGGGUCCUCUUUGUUCAAAAAGCAACUGCAUGAGGGGCACCAGAGUUUGUCUCUAGAUCUGUCCAAGCAGGCAAGAAAAUCUCAGUGUGCUGCCACACUGCCGGCAUUGUCAAACCGCAGUGAGGUGGAUGUGUCAGCGGGUGGAGCAGACAUCAGUGUCCAGUCUGAUCUUUCUCCAGAGGGAAGAUGCCUGCUGGUGGCCCAAGCUCUGGCCAUGGACCAGGCAGACAAGGAUUUCACCUCCAAGGUCUCAAUAUGGCAGACAGAACUGAACUCAAGAGAGGGAUCGUGGGAGAGGCUGUGUAUGGAGAGAGAUCCUUGUGUCCUCUCCGCUCUCAUGUGGUCGUGGAUAGAGCAGCUCAAGGAUCCAGUCAUCAGCCGUGAGGAUGUGAAAGCCCUGAGGAAGAACCAUAAGAACCCACAGAACGCCCUGGACUCACUGGAAAAGGUACCCUACUCUGGCUUCUUCCACAGCAUCACACAGCUGUCUAACACU